AUGCCCUCGUUGUGUGCCCUUGGCGUGCUGCCACAAAAUGACCGCGUGAUUCUGGCCAUCGAUCCCAAGUAUGGAAUCGAGUCAUUCGAGGACAUGCGCCUGAAGCGCCCUGCACUCCGUAUUGCUACGUCUACUAACAAUGGAACCAAUUUUAUCGGCUUUAUAGCCCACACCUUCAUGGAGAGCUACGGCACUACAGCUGACGUUCCCUUGCCAGGAAAGAAAGGCUGUUUGUUUUCGUCACUGGGUUGA
This is a messenger RNA of Penicillium verrucosum, 252 nucleotides long. RefSeq lists its product as uncharacterized. The coding region runs from base 1 to 252 and encodes 83 amino acids. The record is from RefSeq and is a predicted model, not a curated record. NCBI's taxonomy places the organism in Eukaryota, Fungi, Ascomycota, Eurotiomycetes, Eurotiales, Aspergillaceae. The transcript has a single exon.